Molecule: messenger RNA, 537 nt
Organism: Ilex paraguariensis (yerba mate)
Lineage: Eukaryota; Viridiplantae; Streptophyta; Magnoliopsida; Aquifoliales; Aquifoliaceae
Source: the annotation of a GenBank genome assembly
CUCUCUCACACACACACACACAACAAACCUUCAUAUGGCUAAAGUCCAAGAAAAACAAGCCUUCUUGAGCAAUACUUCAGCAAUAAAGGAAAAAGAAGAAAAAGAAGCCAUUUACAUUGAUGUCAAAAGCGAAGCUGUUUCGCCUACCGGGUGUGGCUGUUUUAGGCUCUGCUUCCAAUGGGGACGAAAGCGUGAUGGAGAAACUAGGAGUCUGUUGCAACAAAAUGGAGAUGGAGAGCACAAGGAAACAUGGCUGGUGAAGAAAUUGAAGGAGGUAAGGGAGGUUUCAGAGAUCAUAGCAGGGCCAAAAUGGAAGAACUUGAUCCGAAAAAUAGGUAAAUACUGCAAGCCCAGGAGGGCAAGGACUCAUUGUGAUCAGUAUGAUCCAAAAAGCUAUGCUCUCAACUUCGACCAUGGCCUUGAUGAGCAAGCAGUUUUGUAAUUGUGAUAUUCUCUUCCAUUAAUUGGUGUAGACAUUUGAAAUUCUUUUUAUUUCACUUACUUUGUUUUAUUUCAUAUCUUAUAUUUUCUCUGUUC